Messenger RNA from Penaeus monodon (black tiger shrimp), 2892 nucleotides. It is a transcript of the gene unc-5, whose product is annotated as netrin receptor UNC5C-like. Gene Ontology annotation, cellular component: membrane. NCBI's taxonomy places the organism in Eukaryota, Metazoa, Arthropoda, Malacostraca, Decapoda, Penaeidae. Gene Ontology annotation, biological process: netrin-activated signaling pathway. The record is from RefSeq and is a predicted model, not a curated record. Gene Ontology annotation, molecular function: netrin receptor activity; protein binding.
ACCUUCGGCGAUACUUCGAGGAGCCUCCGUACUCGCAGUCGGUGCCCCUCGGGAAGCACGUGGAGCUGCGCUGCCUCCCCCCCGACGGCCGCCCGCCGCCCGCCACCACUUGGCUCAGGAACAACGUGCCCAUCAGCCUCGAGGACAACCCGAGUUACAAGAUAUCCUCGGAGGGUUCCUUGCUCAUCCUGUCAGCCCGGCCGGAAAACUCGGCUAAUUACACCUGCGUCGCCGAGAACGUGGCCGCGAAGAGGGUUUCGGAGACGGCCAGACUCAAGGGCAGCAACCGAUGCGGCCGCGGCGUGCAGCGACGCACCCGCACGUGCUCCGCCCCGGCGCCCAUGCACGGCGGCGCGGCGUGCAUCGGGACCGCCGUGCAGAAGGCCGACUGCUCCCACUUGUGCCCUGCACGUGCGGACCCGACUGUCGUCACCACCGGCAGCGGGUGUGCUCGGCGCCCCCCCCUCAGCACGGCGGACGAUACUGCUCUGGCGAGGACAUCGACUCGAGCAAUUGCACCGGGGGCAUGUGUCGCAACGGUCGAGGAUCCUCCGUCAGGAUGUACGGUGACAAGAGUGCUACAGAAGAAGCGACGGCCGCCGCGGUGCAACAGGACAUCACCCUGAUCGUGGUGCUGGCGGUGCUGGUGCCCCUCGUGCUGCUCCUGCUGGUGGUCGUCUUCAGGAAGUUCAACAGGAAGGACCGGCAGGAUGGGCCCAUGUACGAGAUCGCGGCGUCGGAUUACCCGAUGCCCUUCUACUCCGACACGGCCAAGAAGCUGAAGGGCCUGGCGCCGGACCUGACGCAGGGCGUGGGCAUGGCGCCGCUCCCGCCCACGGCCCUCCCGCCCUGCUACGACCACGCCUACAGCGACCCCGCGUCCGUGUCGAGCGGCCACAAGUCGAGCGUGGGCGUGGUGGGCUCCAUGUACGAGGAGCACUACUCGGCGCCCGCCAGCGGAGGAGGCCCCUCGGGCAGCGCCACGCCCGCCUCCGAGCACCACUAUGACGUGCCCCACCUGCGCCCCUCGCACGACUCGCCCGCGCCCUCCGAGGCGUGCCACCUGCUGCCGUCGCGCGCCCUCGCCACGCCCACGCUCGACGGCAGCGUGGGCAGCCGCUGCCUCGACUCGCCCAUGUCCUCGCUGGAGAAGCCCCCCCGCAGCGACUCCCCCGCGUCCCUCUCCAGCAACGCCACCUCCAGUUCCCGGCCGACCUCCGCGUCCGACGGUGGGCGUGAGAGCCAGCCGCCCAAGGAGCUGCUGAGCGCCGACGGAGCCGCGUGGGGCGUGAUGACGGCGGCGGGCGGGCGUCUGGUGGUGGGCGAAUACGGCGUGGUGCUCACGGUUCCCGAGGGCGCGCUGCCCCCGGAGGCGCGCCAGCAGAUGUACAUCGGCGUCAUGCCCAACGCGCACGUGCCCAAGCUCACCGAUAGGCAGACGCUGCUGAGCCCCGUGGUGAGCUGCGGCCCCACCAGCGUGAACCUCCUGAAGCCGGCCGUGCUGUCGUUCGAGCACUGCGCCUCCCUGCAGCACGCUGCCUGGCAGAUCCACGUGUUCGCCUCGCCGGCCCCGCCCCCCGUCGGCACCGUCUCGUCCGCCUCGUCAGCGUCCACGUCGAGCUUCUUCGGCGACGAGCCCUGGGCGCGCCUCAUCACCAUCGGCGAGGAGCGCAUCGACACGCCCGUCUUCACGCAGCUCGACGGCGCGCAGGUGCACAUGAUGACGGAGUCGCUGCGGCAGUUCGUGCUGGUGGGCGAGAGCGCGGGCUCCAACGCCGCCGUCAAGCAGGUCAAAGUGGUGGCGGCCGCCCCCCCGCCCACCCCGUCAGGCACGCUCACCGUCACCAUUCACGUCAUGCAAGACACCACCGCCGCGCUCGCCUACGUGACCUCGAAGGAGCGGCGUCGCGGGGCUUCCCUGCUGGACAAGCCAAAGAUGUUGUUGCUACAGGACUGCGGUGCUAACCUCUGCCUCACCUUGGAUGACCUGGCUCCCGGCUGGCGCAUCCGGCCGGGUCAGCAUUAUCAGGAAAUUUCGUUCGAAGCCAUCUGGGGCGCGAAGAGCGAGACGGUGAGCACGACCUUCACCCUGGAACGCAGCGAGGGCACGGCAGCCGCCCUCGCCUGCAGGGUGGUGGCGCAGCAGAAGGGGUCGUCGGCGCACCGCCAGCUCAUCAGGAUCAAUUCCGACUUCCCUUACGCGCCCGUCACGGCGUCGCCCGCCCACAUGGCCCCGAGGACCUCCACAGUGACGUCAAGUAGCGGAUGCUCGUCCCUCGUGACGCUGACGCCGGAGCCCGGGGCGUUCCGUCUGCCGCAGCGCCUCCGGUGGGAGCUGUGCCGGUGUCUGGACCCACCCAACGCCCGCGGGAACGACUGGAGGAUGCUGGCAGCCAGGCUCAACGUGGAUAGGUACUUGAACUACUUCGCCUGCAAGUCCAGCCCGACGGAGCACAUCCUGGACCUGUGGGAGGCGCGACACCGGGAGCCCACCGCCCUAACGGAUCUCCUCAACGUCCUCCGGGUGAUGGGGCGGCCCGACGCUGCCCACAUCCUGGAGAGCCACGCCGGUGCCUGGAUCUGAGGGCGGGAGACGACGACGCCCUUGAAGUCGAUCAUGAAGAAGAGGGGCCUCGACUCCGCCGCCGUCGCCGUGGGUCGCGUUUCUUUCGGAUGUCGAAGACUUUAUUGAGUGUUUUUUGCGUUUUCUUUUCUGGAAACGAGUUGGAACCUUCUUUCGGUGAAAAUAACCAGGACGCUUAUGGUUUAGAAAACUGUGCUAUCUUGUGCUCCCUACAUCGUUAUAUCAAACGGAUGAUAUACACGUAUAAGUUGACAAUUCUUUUUUCACAUUAGUUAUCCUAUAAAUAAAAAGCUUUCUUGUGCAUGUUU